Messenger RNA from Contarinia nasturtii (swede midge), 2245 nucleotides. Its product is annotated as pentatricopeptide repeat-containing protein 1, mitochondrial-like. The coding region runs from base 112 to 2190 and encodes 692 amino acids. The record is from RefSeq and is a predicted model, not a curated record. Gene Ontology annotation, molecular function: protein binding; tRNA binding. The transcript has 4 exons. NCBI's taxonomy places the organism in Eukaryota, Metazoa, Arthropoda, Insecta, Diptera, Cecidomyiidae. Gene Ontology annotation, cellular component: mitochondrial matrix. Gene Ontology annotation, biological process: tRNA 3'-end processing.
GGAGCGAACACAUUGUUUUUGUGACAUUUUUGUUUUUUAAAUUUUCUCUAACCAUGCAAAAUAUUACGAUUUUUGAGUGAAAUUUAUGAAGUAAUAUUUUUUUUUAGUAAAAUGUGGUCAAGACUAGCUGCAUCAGCGAAUCGGACUUUAGUGUCCAAAUCAUUGUUUUGUUUACCAAAUCGUUACAUUCAUCGAAAUGUUGUACUUCAAAAGUAUGAUGUUCCCAAAAAACCAAAAUCACGAAAUCAAAUACAUGAAAAUCAAGCGAAAAAAGUAUUUACACCAAUUCUUCAUAAACCAGUGGAAAAAAUCUUAAUUGCACAAAAUGAUCCACGAUCAUUUGGAACAUUAAAACCUCAAGUGACUGAACACGAACCAGAUGAAGGAGAUAUUGCUGAAGAUGAGCAUUAUCGGACGAUACCACUUCGUCGUGAUCAGUUGACUCAACGAAGAUACGAACAUAUGAUCAAAACAUUCAUUCGUGAUAAACGAUUGAAGGAAGCAAUUGAUGUGCUUGAAGUCCGGAUGAAAGAGGAUCGAGUAAAGCCCAGUUACUAUAUCUAUCAAUUGUUAAUUAUGGAAUGUGGACGAUGGGGCUAUACAAAAAAGGCAUUUAAACUCUAUAGUCGAAUGAAGAAACGAGGAUUGGCUGUCACUGGGCCAACGUAUGUGGGACUAUUUAAUGCGGUUGCAAAUGAUACAGUUCAUCCGAAAAUCGGUUUAGAGCUUGCACAAAAUCUACGAAAACAAAUGUUUCAAAAAGGUUUUAAUGCAAAUGAAAUUAUUUACAAUACUAUGAUUAAAGCAUUUGGCCGAUGCGGUGACAUUGAAACGGCAUUUUCACUAGUCGAUGAAAUGAAAGAAAAAAAACUACGGUUAAAAGUCGAUACCAUGAAUCAUUUGCUGCAAGCAUGUUGCUCAGAUAAAGAAUAUGGCUUUCGGCAUGCAUUACUUGUAUGGCAUAAAAUCUAUCGCCGGAAAAUGGUUCCCGAUCAGCAUAGUUUCAAUUUAAUGAUUCGAUGCACUCGUGAUUGUGGCAUUGGUGAUAUUAAUGAAAUGCAAAAGGUUAUUGCCGGCAUUUUAACAAGUUCAGUUAAGCUCAAAACAAACCAAGACAAAGUUUUACGCAUUGAACAGAAGCCAUUAUUAAUGCUUAACGAAACGGAACAAAACGCAUCUGAAAAUGAACCAAAACCUGAAAACGAAUUGGUAGUAAAGGAUGUUUGUGAUCAAAUGCCAAAUCUUCUGACUAAGUUACCACAUUUGGGCUCAAUCGUUGAAUUGUCAAUGGUAAAUUCGCCUGAAGAUCGUCUCACACUACUUGGCGGGCUAUCUGGUGUUAUUGCCGAAAUGGAAGCAACCAAAUCACGACCGAAUGUUAAAACAUUCACACAACUAUUGGAAAUAAUACCAUCGAAACUCGAAGCUGAACAUGAAUUAAUCCAAAAAAUGAGCUACAUGCGAGUGCGAGCUGAUACCGAUUUCUUUAAUAUUCUCAUGAAACGACGUAUUCUACGUAAGGAUUAUGAUGGUGGAAAGAAUGUUUUGGCAAUGAUUGACAAAGUGAACCUAAGUCCAGAUAUUGCAACCUAUGGAAUAAUGGCGAUGGGAUGUGUGACUCACGAGCAAGCACUCGAAUUUAUCGAGAAACUCACUGAAAAAGGAGUCAGAUUUAACAAUGAAAUUCUUGGAGCCUUGCUGAAAAAUGCUACUUAUAACAAUGACUAUGACUAUGUUAUUGAUGUUUUGGAGUAUGUGAUGCACGAAAAUAUCAAACCAUCGAUUAGGUUUUAUGAAAUGUUAGCCAAAUUUAAAAAUGCUCGCUAUAAUUCAUUGCAACAAAUCGAUGAUGAUGAGAAACUCAUCAAAUACAAUCGAUUUUAUGUUAAAUAUAAAAGCUGGAAAUCACAAAUGGGAUUGAGUGGUCUUUCAACUGAUGAAGUAGUCAAAUUACUGAGAUCGCAUCCUUGGAAACAACUAAAACAAGCAGAAGGCGAAGGAAUUGAAGCAGUGAAAAAUAAAAAAACCAGACGAAUAUGGAAGAGACAGCAUACUGUUGCCAAAUUAACAUCAAACCGUCUUGAAAGAAUGCAUAAUAAUCAUCAAUCAGAUACCGACAAAAAAGAUACAACAAAACAAACAAAAAGAGGAGACAAACAUAUAGAUGAAAACAAAGAGAAUACCCAAUGAAAUUAGAAUUAACUCUAGUUGUUAUAAAAAAAAUAAAACAAGCGAAUCUAUUAAA